UCUCGGGCUAAUCGCUGCAGGAUCGCCAAGAAAAAGUGGAGCUCAAGCGACAUUUUUUGGGGGGGGAUUUAUGAACUUUUGGUUUGCGUGUGUUUUCAAAUUAGAGAUGUAAAAAGGGUAUUCAAGUUGGAUAAAUACCUGAGUGAGUGGUGAAUGACUUCCGCUGGCCGUGCGUCCUCCACCCAGCGACACCCACGGAGAGCGGCAGCAGCAUCAGCCCGGCCGACAUGAACCUGAUCGGGGGCUACCAGCACCACCACCACCUCAUGCACGAACCUUUCCCGUUCGUGCAGCGCUGCCACCAGGACGCGCCUUACUUCCAGAGCUGGGUGCUCAACCACGGCGAGGUGCCGCCGGACUUCCAGAUCCAGGCUCCCUACGCGGCCGGGGAGCUGGCGCCGGCCGCGGCGCACGAUGCCCGCCUGGAGAGCCUCCAGGCGGGGAUGGCGAAGCGGCGAGCGUCGGGGCCCAAGAAGGAGCGCCGGAGGACGGAGAGCAUCAACACGGCGUUCGCCGAGCUGCGGGAGUGUAUCCCCAACGUACCGGCGGACACCAAACUGUCCAAAAUAAAAACGUUACGCUUGGCCACAAGUUACAUCGCCUACCUGAUGGACGUCCUGGCCAAGGACUCUGGAGAGACUGAGGGCUUUAAGGCCGAAAUUAAGAAAUUUGAGAACCGGGAUCUGAAAAGGAAGAGAGAGCUGAAUGAAGGCCCACAGGACUCCUUCGGUGCCGAGAAGAAGGUAAAGGGCAGGACCGGGUGGCCACAGCAAGUUUGGGCUCUGGAGCUCAACCAAUAACGUAAAAAACCCAAAAACAGACAAAACCACUUGACUGUACGCGAACGCAUCAUCUGUUGGAUCCCGCAGAAAAAAGUAAAGACAAAAGACUUUUUCCCUCUUCUUCUGGUGUUUAUUAAAUGUAUAAUAUUUAUCCCCUCCAUGUUGUCGUCUUGGUGUCGCAAACAUCCAUUGCAAAAACUAUAUUUGACACUAAGUUUAAAUUAUGGAAUAAAGUGGCGUGGAAGUGCAUCAGUAUAUGUUGUAAAAUGAGAAAUUUAAAUUAUUUUUUUCCAGGUGCAGAUUUUGUUUGUUGUUGCUUUUGCAUUUUUGUUAAUGCUGCAUCACAUUUUACUGUAUUUUUUUUGCAAAAUAAUUUGAUGCUUUUCUUGAUUUUUUUAUUAUUAUCCAAUGGUUACAAAAUUUGUGUUGGAACGAAAACUUUGUUUCAUAAGUCAGGAACGACUGGUUAUUGAUUUUAAAGGUAAAUGCAAAAUAUAUUAUGGCAAAUCUGGGUCAAAGUUCAUUAACCAAAUAGCAGUAAUUUAAUUGACCAUAAUAAACAUUGACUUUUUGUGUGAAGCCAUAUUGAGGCAUAAACAUAUAUUUUUAGCGGCUGAACAAAUGUUAAAUAUGUGUAAUAAUAUGUUCUUUGUUGUUGACUCAAUCUACCUCAAAGCUUAUAUCCUGAAGACACAUGAGAAUGUCCCACUUGACGCACAGCAGCCUUUCACUCCAAAAAGGGCAAACGCAGAAACAAAAACAUUUCAUUAAAUGGUUUAUUAUGUUAAAUGUGGAUGAAAUGUACAUUAGAUGUGAAGCUAUUAUAUAGAGGUCCGUAAAUAAAUGAAUUA
Molecule: messenger RNA, 1633 nt
Organism: Entelurus aequoreus (snake pipefish)
Lineage: Eukaryota; Metazoa; Chordata; Actinopteri; Syngnathiformes; Syngnathidae
Product: heart- and neural crest derivatives-expressed protein 1-like
Exons: 2
Coding region: 228-800 (190 amino acids)
Biological process (GO): heart development; regulation of transcription by RNA polymerase II
Molecular function (GO): protein dimerization activity; DNA-binding transcription factor activity, RNA polymerase II-specific; RNA polymerase II transcription regulatory region sequence-specific DNA binding
Source: RefSeq, a predicted model, not a curated record